Molecule: messenger RNA, 4447 nt
Organism: Neoarius graeffei (lesser salmon catfish)
Lineage: Eukaryota; Metazoa; Chordata; Actinopteri; Siluriformes; Ariidae
Gene: ddi2
Product: DNA-damage inducible protein 2
Exons: 10
Coding region: 206-1408 (400 amino acids)
Biological process (GO): proteolysis
Molecular function (GO): protein binding; aspartic-type endopeptidase activity
Source: RefSeq, a predicted model, not a curated record
GGUGUUCACACUGAAAGCAGGUGGACUGUGUGUCUGUGUGGAAAAACUAACAGCUUCUGAAGUAAACUAUACUGUUGUUUGUGUCCAUGUUCCCUGGGUGCUGUGUAACAAGAUAAGUGUAAAGCGGUGUGAGCGCGAAGAGAGAGAGAGAGAGAGAGAGAGAGACGCUGAAUCAGCACACUCGCUCUGUGCCCCGGUGUUCGCGAUGCUGUUGACGGUGUUCUGCGCUCUGAAGGACCGCGGUGAGACCACGUUCGCCCUGGAGGUCUCUCCAGAGCUUGAACUCAGGGAUUUUUUGGCUCUUUGUGAACUCGAAUCAGGAAUACCCGCAGGAGAGAUUCAGAUCUCCCAUGCAGAGCAGCCUCUUAGAGACUUCACCCGAGCCCUGGGGAACUACGGCCUGAAGGAUGGAGAUGUGGUGGUGUUGAGACAGGCUGAGAGAAGGCCAGCGCCUCAGCCAUCCUUCCCAGGGCUGCCCCGCAUUGAUUUUAGCUCCAUCUCAGUUCCUGGCACAUCCUCAAACCAUCAGUCCACCACACAAGCUCAAAAUCCCAGGGCUGUCCAAACACCCCAUGCUGCCUCCCCUGCCACUUCUCCUCAGGGACUGGACAAUCCUGCCCUGUUACGCGAUAUGUUGCUCGCCAAUCCACAUGAGCUGUCGCUGCUAAAAGAACGUAACCCGCCCCUGGCUGAGGCCCUGUUGAGCGGUGACCUCGAGCGCUUCACAAAAGUGCUGCAGGAGCAGCAGCAGGAUCGAGCAAAAAGAGAGCAGGAGAGAAUCAGACUUCUCACUUCUGACCCGUUUGACCUGGAGGCUCAGGCCAAGAUUGAGGAGGACAUCAGGCAACAUAAUAUUGAAGAAAACAUGACCAUUGCUAUGGAGGAGGCACCAGAAAGUUUUGGCCAGGUGGUUAUGCUGUACAUCAACUGCAAGGUUAAUGGACACCCUGUGAAAGCCUUUGUUGACUCGGGAGCCCAAAUGACGAUCAUGAGUCAAGCCUGCGCAGAACGUUGCAACAUCAUGCGUCUGGUAGACCGGCGCUGGGCAGGGAUUGCUAAGGGUGUAGGCACACAGAAGAUCAUUGGCAGAGUACAUUUGGCUCAGGUACAGAUUGAAGGGGACUUCCUGCCUUGUUCCUUCUCCAUUUUAGAAGAUCAGCCUAUGGACAUGUUACUCGGCCUUGACAUGCUGAAGAGACACCAGUGCUCUAUUGACCUUAAGAAGAGUGUGCUUCUGAUUGGGACGACAGGGACGGAGACACGUUUCCUUCCUGAAGGCGAACUGCCUGACUGUGCCAGACUGGCGUAUGGGCCAGAAGCGCGAGAGGACACCCGACCAGAGGAGAUUGCAGACCAAGAACUUGCAGAGGCAUUACAAAGAUCCGUACAGGACAGCGGACAACACUGAUGCAUUGGACAGACAGCUGAACAGGGCUCUGCCUACCCAGAAACUGCAGAUGGAAAAACUACCUCACCACAGUCCCCACCACUCCCACUUCACCAAUCUGUUCAUACACCAACCACCUCCUCAUCUGCCACAAGUCCUAGUCGAAGUUUUACACUAGACCGCUCCAAGUCUGCUCCAGCCUCCAUUAGCCAGAGCCUGCCAUCAGAGGCAUCAUUCAGUCCAUCUCAAUCCCAGGGAGAAAUGUCGUCAUAUCCAUCGGACACCCAGAGCACGACUGAACACCACCCAAUGACUGCUUCAUCCCUGCCCUUAAAAGUGGAAGAAUCUCCUCAAAAUCCUCCCCAUGGGCAGGUUGAUGGUUUCCAACCCCAGUCAACAGCAUCACCCAUUCUCCCUGCUCAGGAACGAUUUUCUAGUACUGUGUCAAAUGACAAUAAAGGCACUAAAUUUGAACUUUGUAGAAAGUCUGCGGCAGAUUUAGAUGCAGAGGAAGGCAUUACCUUACCAGAUACAGAAGAACCUGAUUCCCAGACUGGCUCCCAGAAUGAUGUUUGCCUUCAGGAAGUAGACAUGGGAGAUUCUACUGAUCCAGAAAUAAGUGUUCACAUUCCUGAUAACUUCCAAGAAAAAGAGCAAGGCAACAUAAUGAAGGAUGUUGUUGUAAAAGGUCAAUCAGAUCAACUUUCAGAGUUGAUGAACCACCACAACCUUCCAGGUCCAUCUAGUUCAUCUAAAGACCCACUUGUCCACUCAGAAUUUGAAAAUAAUAUGGAAACUAGGCUUGUUUCAAAGAGUGAAAUGACUUCGGAAAAGGAUCAGUCAGAGAGCGACGGUAUUCCUUCUCUGGCUAAAGCCCUGAAGGAACUUCACAAGCUUCUGAUGUCCAACAGUAAUGCUCAGGCUUGUGCCUGGAGCCCUCAAUCUGCCACUCAUGCCACCACCCCAAGACCAGACACUGAUGAGGUGGACCAUAAUCCCACAGGAAAGGAUCAUGCAAGUGUCAACCCAAAUGUUAUUUCAUCAUCUCACACUGCCACAACCAACAAAACAAUGUUUGCCAAAUCUGAAUAUGAUUCUCUAGAAGAGGAUGGUACCUUUGAAGGACUGACUGUAAGCUGUCAAAGGCAAGAAGGCAGUCAGACUAAUGGGUUUGCAAAUAUCAGCAUUGAGGAAGAUGUAACACACUUCCCUGAAGGAAAUCAAGUGGAUGAAAAUGGGGAAGGCCUUAUGUUGGAGCCAAAGGAAGCACCUCCAGCUGAACCAUCUCAGCAGCAACUCUUGUCUGUUGCAGUUAGCGCCUCAGCAGACAGUUCCAACCUCGUGCCUGUAGAAUCCUCUAAUCCAUCAAUACAAAGUCCCGAGUUGGCUCUUGCCCCUCUUUCGGACUCUAUUCAGCCUUCCACACUAGCGUUAUCGGGACAGUACCCUGCAGAGCACAUACAGAGGAUACAAGCAGCGGGUUUCUCAUUUCAUGAGGCAGCUGCAGCUCUUGAACAGGCUGAAGGCAGUGUGGAACUUGCCCUACUGGUGCUGCUGGCCAGGAAGAUCACUGUGCCCACUUAGAUCCAUUACAGGCAUAUUUGCCACAUAACUUGGAUUCUGUGCCCUUCUUUUUGAUGCCCCUUUCUCCUUUAUUUGUGCUUAGUUUUGUUUGUCAUUAAAUCAGUUUAUAUGUUCCCAUAUCUAUGUCUAGGCCAUCUGCAAAAAUAAGUGAUGCCUGAAGUUUUUCUUUCUUUCCAUGGUUUCCAAGUUCUGAAGGUUUACUGCUUUUAACUGCUGUCUGGUAAAAGUAGGUUUACAUAAUGUUCUUGAUGGUUACUCAUGUGUAACUUUGUCUUUUUGACAUGCAAAGAUAUGAAAGUGAUUUUAAUUAGGAUGAUCAUGCCUCUAAUUAGAAUGGUUCUGAAGCUCAACAGUGAAGAUUUUAAAAUUGAGUAGUUUUAUGUCUCUUCUUUCACCAUUAUUCUCUAACUACUGUGCAUAACCAGACCUUACUUUUUAAAUAAAUUUUAGAAAGAAAAUUGGGUGGUUCUUGAAUAUCCAAAAUCAUUUAGUAAAACAAACUAGUACAUCCGUCUUAGGACUUCACCUUUCACAUGCACCUGGUGUAUAGCAACAUAAAAAUGUCUUGUGUGUGUAUAUAAAGGUCACUGUAAUAUGAAAAAUGCAGACAGGUCCCCAGAGGCCUUUUAAGCCAAAACCUACAUAAGGGGGGGGACUGCUGGUGAAUCAUCAAGGGUUAUUGCAAGUUAGAACAUACACAGACUUAAUCCAUGUCUGGGAAGCCAGUGCAAAAACAAACCCAUAGCUGGAACUCCUUUGCUGAAUUUGCAAUAAAUUACCAAAUACUGUAUCUUUAUUUCUCUCUGAUUUUCUGCUCAUUUUUUAUAUUUGCCAAUCCUGUGUAAGUUGGCCAUUGUGUUUUAUCUUGUUUGAAUUGGUUGCCUUCAGACUUUGUAAACCCUCUAUACUCCCAGUGUUAAAAACCACUUUCACCAGUAUUCUUUUCUAGUCAGAAUGAGGUUUUGUAUAAUGAAUGGGACAUUAUCGGUUGUGGGAGGAAGAGAAGUAAUGCCAGGAAGUCAGGAAACUCAUCCGAGUCAUAUCUCCUCACCAGUCAUCUAUCUUUUACUCUUCAGGGAUUUUUCAAUAGUCUUUAAUGAUAUUUUUGUUGAUAUGAAACAUGAUCUUUGCAUAGUUUGGUGUGAAACUAUACAAUAAUUAGAAAAGUACAAUUAAAUGGUAGGGACCGGAGGCCUGUUUGGGUUACAGUAUUGUUUUGUUAUGAGAGCACAUAAUUACAUUACAUUUGCUGAUUUGUGUAUGAUUCAAUUAAUUCUCCAACUUUUUUUCAUGACUCUGAUGAUGUUUGGUGGAAAUCCAGGCUGCUCUGUCUAGCUGUCUUGAUUCGCGACUAUAGCCUUUGUCAUUUUAUAAGGUAGUCUCUGACUCAGCUGUGUUCAAAAUUUGGAUGAUUUACUUUCAACUUGUAUACAACAAAAACAAAUAAAGGAAAAGGUGUUUCUUUAUAACUCAAAA